AUGCAGAAGAACGCGUACCCAUUCUGCGGCACGAUUAUCCACGAAGAAGACGUUCCAAACUACCAGGUCAGCUAUCGCUGGCACCUUCCAGAUCCCGUGCGCUUCAACAAGAAGGUCAAGGUCACCCUCGAGUCUGGGCAUGCGAACCAUCUGCGCGAUGACUGGACUCAACAUUUUGCCUGGGGGGAAACGCAUUCCGCACAAGCCUCAGUUCCCGCUUCGGAAGAUGUGCCGCAGUCGGAGGUGAGCAGCAUGAGUGCGGAGAAGCAGGCGAUGGUUCGGCCGCGGGAUGAGCGGAUGGAGGCGCCUGUCAAGGACCGCAAUGAGUGGCUGGCGCGGAGGGUGCAGGACUCUCAGGAGCGAACGCGCAGUAAUGUCGAGGUUUGCAAGGAUAACCGGCGGCGCUUUCUGCAGGGGUUGGGCAAUUAG
Messenger RNA from Penicillium riverlandense, 429 nucleotides. RefSeq lists its product as uncharacterized. Bases 1 to 429 code for a protein of 142 amino acids. NCBI's taxonomy places the organism in Eukaryota, Fungi, Ascomycota, Eurotiomycetes, Eurotiales, Aspergillaceae. The transcript is spliced from 2 exons. The record is from RefSeq and is a predicted model, not a curated record.